Saccostrea cuccullata (small rock oyster) is the source of this 532-nucleotide messenger RNA. RefSeq lists its product as uncharacterized. NCBI's taxonomy places the organism in Eukaryota, Metazoa, Mollusca, Bivalvia, Ostreida, Ostreidae. The transcript has 5 exons. The record is from RefSeq and is a predicted model, not a curated record. The annotation marks the transcript as partial.
UCAGUGGAAACGUUUCUGGAAAGCAGAGGAACUUAAAAAGGAUGAUGAAAUAACAAAACUUUCUGACAUUGGCCACAACCUUGAACAUUUGGAUGCUUUAGUUUGUCAACUAUUGAUUGGAGUUUACAUGUAUAGGUACCUGAAGACGAAAAAAGGCGAUGGCGGCGAAAAGGAGAAAAUGGAUUUUUUUGGUUGCAAAACGGAUUUAUACCCAAAUGCACUGUCGAUGUAUUUGAUGAAAAAAGGAAAAUGGAAAAUACCUAAGAACAUUAUAAAAACAUCAUUUAACCAGAAGUCAAUCGAAUACAUUUUUGAAAAGGAAAUGUCAAGUGAUUUCCAAGAGGGCCUUUGGAAGGAUUUGGAAUUGAAGACAAGAUAUGCAUAUACGGCGCCAAAAUGGAAAGGAUAUUCAAAAGACAAAGGAGAUGGAAAAUUGAACGUUAAUACUUCUGGUCUAUUUGGAUUGAUCUUCUUUGCUCUCUUGAAAAGAAGAUGCUACGAAGGUGCCAAGCAGCUUAUAGAGACAGGAUGU